AUGCGUAUCGGUGGUGUCUUUGGUCUUGGCUGUAAUAAAUUCAAAAAUAUGAUUGCAUUAACGGAGUUCAUUUAUGCUUUCGCUUACUACUUUAUCCAUGCUUCUGUUCCUUUCCAUAUUCCCGUUUCACUCUUAAAAAUUCACCAGUUAUUUCCAGAUUUCGGUCAAACUUAUCACACAAAACAGAUGUCAGUUGAUGAUCCGUUGGUGAAUGGCGUUCCGCUUUCGUCUUUGCGAGUUGUCGACUUGAAAGAUGAGUUAGACAAGCGAGGACUGUCAAAAAUUGGAAAUAAGUCCGUUCUUAUUGAACGGCUGAAAGAGGUUUGUAAUUAACU
Molecule: messenger RNA, 335 nt
Organism: Strongylus vulgaris
Lineage: Eukaryota; Metazoa; Nematoda; Chromadorea; Rhabditida; Strongylidae
Source: the annotation of a GenBank genome assembly